Xyrichtys novacula (pearly razorfish) is the source of this 29758-nucleotide messenger RNA. Lineage: Eukaryota; Metazoa; Chordata; Actinopteri; Labriformes; Labridae. The record is from the annotation of a GenBank genome assembly.
GUGCAUUUUCUUAACUGACACUGACUGGCAGCUUAUUCGUGCGCACAGCACACAUAGAGAGCACUGCGGGGAAAAGGGAUGGUGGUGAACACUGACUUUUAUGACUAAAGCGCACACAGCUGCACGGACUGGUACUGCGUGCGCGUGUCUGUAGUUGUGUAGUGUAUCACGGGGGGGGGACCAGCCGAGGCUUUUUGUGUUGUGUUUGGCCCAUGACGAUUCAUUGUUUGCAUUUUUUUGUUGCACAGCGUAUGAGAAUUACAGCGUGAUUUUACCGCAGAGAGAUAAAACCGGUCGGAGGAGGUGAACGAGUUCGGGCCUCGGCUGGAGGAGCUGCUGUGACGUAGCCGUCAACCAAACACACACACACACACCGGCUGCCGCUGCGCCUGCUACAAUCUCAAUGUAGAGAAAUGACCGCGAGUGACCUCAAAGGAAACACUGUAUUUUAGCGACCACUCAUAUUUGUAUUUAAGGGCACGCUACACGUCGACGAUUUUAGCUUCAUAUUUUAGAGUAUUAUAUAUUGAACUGUGAAAAAUAAUUAGGUCUAACGUGAAGUCGCGGGUUUCUUGUCUUUAGCUCCGAAGCAGCGGCGCUAACACUAGCUAGCUAAGCUCAAGCAGCCCGGUCUCCCGUCGCUAGCGAUCGGGCUCUUCCAUUCUCCUGCCCUGCAGAUGCUAAGCUAAGCUAGGCUAGGCUAGGCUAGCUUCUGCCAUGGAUAAAGCCAAGUCAAUGAUGGACAAGAAAGGAGCGACGGGACCCUUUCAUGUCAACAACGGGCAAAGUCAGAGGGGGUUUCACGGACACGUCGCGGUGGCCCCGAACGGCAGCUGCUGCAGCGGCAACGCGUUCGGCUCGAGCGGCGGACCAAACAGCGGACCAUUCGAGAGCGUGCAUCUGCUGCACCGCGGGGACGAUGCGGAGUGCAACGGCUCCCCGGCCAAGAGAUGCAGGCUACGGCGAAGGACCGAGUCAAUGAGACGGCAUAGACCUCGUGAGUGUCAACCUGCAUUUCACAAUCAACUUUAUAAGCCGCCCUCGUAAAUUUGCACACAUGAUGUGACGUGAUUGUUUUAUAGAGGAAGAGAUUGUGUGUGUGUAUGUGUGAUAGGUGAACCUGAGCGCAGCCUGAUGCUGUGUCACAACAGAUCAGCCGGGGUUUGCACAACCCACUCGUGUCGCAAUGACAAUGACAACAUCUUGUGUUUUCUCCACCCACUCCCUUAUUAUUUUAUCCCUCUAUUAUUCAUUUCUCGUGUUUGUAUCAGAUCAUAGUCACCCUCCGUCAGUGUUUUUGAUUAGAUCAUGUGGUAUGACUCUGUCAGACAGAUCUGUCCACUGUUCGAGCCUGCCGUCGUCAGGGAGACCCCUCUUGUUUUCACGAGCCCUCAGGUUGCAUUUGGAGCCCUCUGAUUGGUCGGUUCCCGGUGGUGAAAAAGCUCCUGAUAAGUGGGCUUGGCUUGCCUCGACCAAUCGAUACCCGACUUUUGUCUUCAAGAGCCAGGGUGAAUGUGCCGGGUCUCCGCCCUGAUAUUUACCCAGUGUUUAGAAGAUGUGAGUAAAGAUCACCCGGGGAAACUUUGCAUAUUUACCGCAGGAUGUAGAAAAGUGCAGUUUUCUUCGCUGCGUGGAGUGACUCUUUAUAUCUCAGCCUGAGCCUUUCUCACAGACGCUUAUUUAAAAUAGUCUUGAAUUAUUUUGUAGAUUAAUUCGUGUGCACCUGUGAGCUGAUAUUCUGCAUCACUAUGAGGCUUAUAAGUGAGAAGAAACCCGGUAAGUCUAAGUACAUUUAUGUGUCAUUAAAGAUUAUACUGCUAAAGACAAGAUGGAUUUUUUUCUCAACUGAGCUCUCUCUUUACUUCUUAAUUUUAGGUUUUGACAACAAAAACUUGUGUACUAUACUUGUGCUUUUAUAUCUAUGUCAGACAUAUCAAGCUGCACUUAUAAAACUUGAAAUCAAAUCAAAGUGUAUACUCUAAUACAUAAACAAACAGAAAUCAAUUAUUACUGUCCAAAAUCAUGCUUUUUCAGGGAGCUGUCUGCUGUUCAUGGCAGUGAAUUUCCAGCACAACUUCCUCCAGGAAUUAAAUGUCCAGGGUCUUUUGUUGUGGCUGAGUGUGACUGUCAUGGUAAAACUUGUUCCUGUUCGUAGAAAUGUUUGCAGUGCAACCAGCUGAAAUAGUAGGGUCCUUGUUGCUUUGUCGCUGUCAGCAUUCCUUAUAUCCACCAAUGACUGUGUUAAAGAGAUGGAGACAGGAGGGGGGUUAGGUGGGGACAUGAGCCUUGGUUUCUGUUUUCGAGGGAAUGUUUGUCUCUUUUUAGGUGCAACCUUAUAGCAGCAUUCACCACACUCAGGAAUGCUGUUACCUUAAGUUAAAUAUUAUCGUUUUAUUAUCCUUCACCGUGAUCCUCUUAUUAUGUAAUUCUAUUAUUGAGAUAUUGUGGUUAAUCAUUCCGGCGCAAGUAUGAAAACCAUGAUUAUUGUUCAAAGACUUGUGUCAUUUGAUUUAUGAAAUCUUUGACACAGUGAGACAGUUAUCAGUGCAACCUUUCAGGCAUGGAUAGAUAUGCCUGAUAACUACAGUUACACCACAUUCAUGACAACGCUGGUAAAGAACUUUAAUGUGUCCUUGUGUAGUCUCUCCUUUAUGUAACACCAAGUGUUUGUUUGCAUUUAUUGCAUUUUUUUUUGUGGAGUCUCUGCUUCAGGCUGAAUACUCUAUAAUUUCCUCUCUAAAGUGUUUGUUAAAGAACAACACGCAGCUGCUUGAGUCUGACAGGUUAUACCUGCAUUAGACCUUUAAACAGAGCUUUUUGCCUGAAGUUCUACACAUACAAAUGUUGACUUAAGUAAAUAAAUCCACUUAGAUGGACAUAUAAAAAUCAGUCACUUGAGAAAGAUAUAGAGCAUUAAGAAAUAGAUUGAAAUUGUUCUUUGCCUCAUCUUCUUCACAAGAUAAUGACAGAUGAUGUGGUUUUAGUCUUGGGGAGGAAAAAACAAGAUAAGGCUGACUCACUACUGUAAUAUACAGAAACUUCUUUCUGUAGAGUGGACAUGUUCACAGCUUGUGAGACACCUCUGUGAAUAUACAACAUGUACUCCACAUCUAGUAUGCAUGAUAGAGAUAAAAUGAGAGUCACUGAAGGGAGGACAAGCUUAAUCAACAGUUAGAAAUAAGUAUGACCAAAAACCACCUGCUGUCAGGAGGUUUUCACUCUAACAGACUAUCUUUGCUCGUAUGACUAUGGUCAGAUUACUGUAGAUGCCUGAUGUUGUUAUCAAACACAGCAGACGCAAAUACAGUGACUCUUUGCUGUGAUAUAUCCGCUCAUCUGUGAAAACCAUAGAACUGUCCUAGAUUAUGUAAUUAAAGGGACAUUUCAUCAGUAAACUUUGAAAUGUCCGGUCAGAGCUCCCCUCUUAAUGAGUGAGUGAUCCUUGGAUGGAGGCCAGCCGCCCUGAUAAACCCAGAUAACACUCUUAGCUUUUCCCCACAGAGGGCCGACACUGGAAUGCAUUUUCCCCCCCGGAUGUGAUCUUUUUUUUUUUUUUUUUUACUAUUGUCCCCAGGUUUUUUUUCAGCUCAGGGUUUUUAUGUUGGAUUGGAUUGGGGUGACGCUGCUUGUGAUACCCUUUGUUUACACCAACAGCAACUUGGCAUGAAUUUUCACUGCCGGCUCCUGCCAUUAUUUUAAGGAUGACAGGAAACAUACACAUACAGUAAUUAUCAUUCCUGACAUUUGGUCGUAUAUCCUUGAGGCAUUGAAAGGUAGUUGUUUGAGCACAGUGUUUGCAGGGUUAGGUUGCCAAAUGUACAGCAGAGAAAAAUUCAUUCCUACCAUAUCAUACCUCAGCUGAAAUUGGUUUGUUUACAUUUUGCCAUGCAUUUUUCUGGUCUUGGCAGUCUAGCACAGGGAAGUCAUAAGCUUAACAGGGGUGGACGCUUUUCUCAGUGCUUGUUGUGCACCUGGAUGUCAGUUGGACGCAUGACGUGAAAGGCAGACAUGACAUUACAUACCAUUACUAGUAAAUGGUUCUUAGAGGGGUGGCUUUUCUUGGUAGAGACAUUUGACUGUUAUACCUUUAAGCUCAGGUUAGAUCAGACAGAGUAAUAGAACUGUUAGAUUGACAGCUUUUACAGCUCUCGAGUAUUUCAUUUAGGUAAAGGUGAAUAAGUGUUUCAGACAAGUUAUUAAGUAAUUUGUUGUGCACAGUUCGGUGUAAGGUUCCAGUUUUGUUGUGACUCCAGCAAUAUUUAGUUAUGGAGCCAGAUCAGGCUCAAAAGUAUUGAAAAAGUAGUGUAAGUGAAAAAAUAAAAAGUGAAGUGAAAAAAUAAGAUUUGAACCUGAAAAUAGUAAAAUGGUACCUGAAAGUCUUGAAUUUCGAAAUUGAACUUUGAAAAAUCCCAGAAUGCGUGAAAAAAAUCUGUUAUUGAUAGUACUCACUAUCAAUAGAGCUUUUUAAUGAAUCACAGUUUAUUUCGCACCACUAAAGUGGAACGAACCAACACGAUCUUAUUCAGCCAAUACAGCCUAAUUGUAGGCUAAGCUAAUGUGUAUUCAUGCCACUUCCUGAACGCAGGGUGAUGGGGUGGGGAAGGAGGGGGAGGCCUGUCACUCAUGGCAGACCGCGCCCCUCUCAGUCGAGGCCAGCCCCCACGCAAAAACAGGCUCAAAAGUCAACCUGAAACUUUUCAAGUUGAAUCUGAAAAAAGAAGAUCUGAAUCUGAAAAAAAAAAAUCUGAAACCGAAAAAAAAGUUUUGAAUCCGUAAAAAUAAGAUCUGAAUCUGAAAUAAAUAAAUAAAAUUCAAUCGAAAAAAAAAAAAGUACUCAAAGAUCAAAAUAUACAUUGAAGUGAAAAAUAGAAAUAAGUAAUUUAUUCAAAAGUAUUAAAAACAGAAUCAAAGUUACAUUUGAACAGAUUUUUUUCAUGCAUUCUGGGAUUUUUCAAAGUUCAAUUUCGAAAUUCAAGACUUUCAGGUACCAUUUUACUAUUUUCAGGUUCAAAUCUUAUUUUUUCUCUUCACUUUUUAUUUUUUCACUUACACUACUUUUUCAAUACUUUUGAGCCUGAUCUGGCUCCAUAUUAAGUUAACUAUUGUUUUGACUGCAAUUCACAUUUUUUACAGAUAAGAAGUUCCUAGAGUCUAGAAAAACAGUGAAAAAACACACUUUUCUUAGAAUCCUUACUAUGGGAUUUUUUUUAUCAUCCCACAUGUUGUAGGAGGUUUUAGUGUGAGAACAGGGUUUACAUGCCAUUAAUCUAUGGUAAAUCACUAAAAUUCUACAGUUCAAACCCUCAAACCUAAGAUGAGCUUUCAAAAUGUUUCUUUUACUAAGCCAGGUACAGACUUUCCUAUUUUUCAAGUUAAGAACAUGGCAGAUAUAAUUUCCAGCUGGAUUAGCGCACAUGUUAAAUUAGUGAAAGGAUAACUCCCUUAAAAUGAAACAGAUUUUUGUAAAUGGUCAGCCACAGGUUGAGUCAGUGUUCUCCCACACUUGAAAGUAGCUUACGAUCAGGGCGUGUUCAUGAGUUUCAGUGAGAAUGUAGAGGUUUUGGGGAAAGGGUGUGUGUGUGUGUAUCUAUCUGUGUGUGUCAGGGGUCAUGUAAGUCAAAACGAUGGGAAUUGUUAAAUCUCUGGCACACCCAAAACCAAGAGAAACAAGUCUUUCUCUGUGAAACUGUACACAAAACUACAUGUGUUACUCUGCCAGUGCUAGCUACAGGGAUUCAUUUAUUUGAUAGACUGUUGCAGCAGUGAUACAAAUAGUGGUUGCCAUGAAAUUCUUUAUAGUUGAUAAAGCGUUUGUGGAGAAGGAUUAUUGACACACUGAUUAGCUGUCCGAUUUAAAAUUUAUCCUUUGUUACUUAAACAGAAGAGUUUGAGUAUUCAACACAUUACUGUAGAAAGCUUUUUGAACAUGAGUAUUUUUGUAGUCUUUGCUUUUUACUUGGUAGUAGAACAAUUAACUUGUUGUAGAUGAAAAUGACAUUUAAGGAGCACUAUUGUCUUUGGAAAGAACUAAUCGUAACUUAUUUUUUUUAAUUUCCAGACUUAAAGGGAUAUUCUGGCAUAAAAUUAAGUAAGGGUCAAACACACCGUAACACAGAGUUAGACACCCCCACCAAGAGAUGGAAGUUGCAGACUGUUGGCUUCUCUAGUUUUACCAACUUUAGUAACAAUGAUUGCAUGAUAGCAAUACAGAGAGCCACAUGCUUAACCAAAAAGCCACUCUAUAGCCAUGGUUUCUUUAGCAAAGAGACCAAACACAACUCACCUACUCUCCUCCAGCAGCUGCUUGUUUGUACAGAGACCUCUGGGCGAGUCCAUCAACUGCAGCAGGGGAAUGCAGCUCAAGGAAGACCAUUUAUGAUCGUUUCCUUAUGGAAAUGCAAUCAGACCGAGACGCUAAGGCAAAAGAACUACCGCGUCUGUUGAUGAUUAUUUUGAUGAUUAUUACUUCAAAGAAAUGAUAAAGUAAUGAUUUUCCUUGAGCUGCACCCCCCUGCAGCAGUCCAUAAACUUGCCCGGAGGUCUCCGUACAGAGAAGCGGCUGCUGGAGGAGAGUGGGUGAGUUGUGUUAGUCUCUUUGCUUAAGAAACCAGGCAAAGCUAAAAAGAUGUUUGGUGGCUAGUACUAUGGCUGGGACCCUAUAUGUACUGUUGAUGAAGUUAGGUGCUUUUCUGAGCUUUAUUUGUGGCUAUAGAGUGGCUCUUUGGUUGAGCGCGUGGCCUCUGUAUUGCUAUCGUGUUGCUGUUUCUAAAGUCGGUAUAACUAGAGAAGCAAACAGUUGGCAACAAGCUGACUAUCGUUACCAGAGUAAGAGAAGCUGAGACAGUGAUAUGAUAGGCUGUGAUAGUAGUGAAUGAUAGUCAAACUGAGACUUUGUUAUUGUGACAUUGUCAUAAUUAUAAUUAUGAAUGGGUUAUGCUGUGGGUAUGCACAGAGGAGUACACAGACCAAAACAAUGAAAUUGUGAAUGAGUGAGGACACACUUUUCUGUAACAUCUAUCACAUAACAUCACACAAGUGUGCCAUGCAACUGUCGUUCUUGUACAUGGACAAUAAAGAAAAACACACACAUCACACCACGCUCUGUGUGAAACCUGAGAUCAAAAGUUGAACAGUUGGGAAUUUAGUUAUACUAAUCCCAGAGAUUAUGUUGGACAUUUGAACAGAUAGCAUGGGAUGAAAAGAUAUAAACAAGAGGCCUUCCAGAGUUUGUAAUUCAUGUCAGACUGUACCCACAUAAGAACACAUGGGGAGAGUGAGGAAGAGUUUUGCUCGGCCAGAAACCUUUCACCUACAUGGGCACAAAUUACCCCCCACCCCCCUUGCCCCUGCACCUUGUCACACUGACCUUUGGCUGGACACGGUGUGUGCGCUUUUUAAAUAGAAACCCUUGAUUUAUAGUACACGUGAGAAGAGGAGAUCUGAAUUGGUUUAUAAUUCUCAUUUUUAAUUCAUGGGGAUGAGCAAGAAGUUUUUCAGUACCAUCCAACAGUUUUUUUUUCUCUUUUUCACAAAUAGUCUUCAGGCAGUGAGACAUAAUUAUGGGAAAUUUAAAUGCCGGGGUCAUAAAAAAUUUAUAAGAAAUGUUAAAACACCUCUCCUGAGCUUUUGUAAACGAUGUAAGAUUCCAGGAAGGCCAUGUCUGACCGUUCAAUGUGGGGAUGUUUCCUGACAUCACCUCCAAGCAGUCGUGUGAUCAGGAAUCAACAUUUAUGAGUUGUAGUCAGUUUGUUGCACCACUCCAACAAGCUGAUGAUCAUGGUGGAGAUAGAGUCAAUAUGCCAAUGUCAAGGACAGACUGACAAAGUACUGUGUAGAUUUGGUGAAGGCUUGUGGUUCAAAUACAAGUUUUGUCAAAAGAGUGAUUGUCAUUUUUGUUUUGUUAACCUUUUUGGGGUAUUUGGAGCUGACUGUCAAACUCCAUAUUUAAUUUACCUCAAAACUUCUGCAUGAGUAUCACACACUUGAAAAGAAAAGUGAAUGCAUACAGAGCUCAUCUCUCAGGGGAGUCUUUGUCAGGUGAAAAACAGGCACACUGUGGAAAACUAUAUCUGACAUUAAUUGAAAAAGACACAUUUUUAUCCAUAGCAUUAUUACAGUAGCAUUGAAGGUCUACAGCAUACUUUACACUUGAGGUUUGCUUUAGGUGGAACCAAUAUGUGUGUUAUUAUUGGAAGAACUGACAAUAUGACAGCAAUAUCUGCUCUAAGAGGAGACACGAGAAAAACAGAUCCAUGGCACGUGCAGGUGUAAGAGGCUGAACAUGAGGUUCUAGUUUGUUUCUACCAGCUUAAGAAAUGUCACCUAGCCACUCAAAGUAUUUGAACGUGUUAUGAUUUGAGGUAUUGCAUUCUCAAGGUAUUAUUAGGUCUAUUGUUAUGAUUGUUUCAUGGGCUGGGUGUGUGUGUGCUUUUUGGCUGAGGCUGUGAGGGAAAACAUGAUUGUCACUUGACUCCAUCGUGUACCAUUGCAAGCAUUUAACACUGUCACUCCCUGCAGUAUGAUUAAAUCAGGGAGGGAGAUCAUAUUUCUGUUUCCAGUGUGUUCCUGCUCAACCUUUGCUUUGAUGCUUACGUAAUACUUUAAGAAAACUUUUAGCACUACAGGGAUAAAGCAGCUGACCUUAAGCUCAUGCACAAGCAUAGAUAACAUUAAAAAGAUCUUUUAGUCAUCCCAAGUAUCAUUAGGUAAUUUGGUUAAAACUGUCCUUAGCAUGACACCCAGUAAGUUCAAGGUGUUGUCAAAGAUUUCCAAAGCAUGUUAGUGAAAAACAAAAAAAAAAUUCAGAGCGGUUUACUCAACACGGUAUUACCACAGUCUUUGUUUCUCAGUUCAUGGUUACUGAGAUCAGAGCUGGUCAGUAGGUGAGAGGGUAUGGUCUAGAAAAGUCAUCCAAACACUGAUGGGAGCCCUGAUGAGUCGAUCACUGAGUGCAGCAGAUCCUUUCCUUGAGGUAAUAAUUAUCAUAACAAUCAUUUUGCACUGCAAACACAGUAGUUCUUCUGCGUUAACAUCUUGGUCUUAUUGCAUUUCCAUGAAGUAAUCAUCAUAAAUGUUCUUCCUUGAGCUGCGAAACUCUGCUGCACUCUGUGAUCGACUCAUCAGAGCCCCCACAAACAAGUGGCAGAGUUAAUGAUAUGUUUGAUGGCUAGCACUAUGGCCGUGACCCUAUAUGUACUGUUGAUGAAGUUAGGUGCUGUUCUGUGCAUUAUUUGUGGCUAUAGAGUGGCUUUAUGGUUGAGGUUUGUGCUUGGGGACGUAGACCGCUGUGUGUUGCUAUCAUGCGGUCAUUGCUGAAGUUGGUAUAACUAGAGAAGCAAGCAGUGAGUAACAUUAAUCUCUUAAGGGGGUGUCUAACUUGGUGCUGUGGCACGUUUUACCAUAACUUAAAUUUACGCCCGAAUACCCAUUUAAGGAAGUAACAGGUGACUCCUCUGCAAAGUAACGAAUCACCUAAUAAUUGAAAGUACGCGUUGUAGCAUCAGCAGCUAACAGCAGCAAGAGUGAUGCUAGUUGUCUUACAAUUGUACUCAGUUACUGAUAUUCCCAGUCUGAGAGACUAUAUAAUGCAGUUCAACACCGAACCACCACAAACCAUGCCCAAUUUUGAAUAAAAUUUAGCAAGUUGAGGAGCAAUGAGGAUGUUAUCUCAUAAAUGAGAUACAAACAUCUUUGGCUUUCAAUAAUGAGGGUACGUUUUUCUGAAUAAAUACAGAAUUCUAAAGCAAACCUAGUCCAUUUAGAUAACUUUACAUAUCAGUUGUAGUUGACACUGCUAAGCUAGAAAGUUAAUAGAACCGUGUCAUUCAUCUUCACAUGUGGUUCCCUCAUGGAAUUAGAUUCUGAACUCACAUUUCGUGGCUCAAAUCUGAAAGUGGACUUUGCUUGAACAGCCGAGACGGAAUCAUUCUGUCCCCUUUAAACAGACUGUUGUGAAACAGAGUCAUCUCCUGAUCGUCAUACCAUGGCGACAGCGAAGGUGCAGAGUGGACCAGCGUAGGUUAACAAGUCACCAGUCACAUGCAGACAGCUCUGGCAUGCUGCUUUAGCCCAAAGUUCAAGUCCCAACAGUGUUCAACCUGCCAGAAAGAGAAAAACUAUCCCAGUGCUCUUAGACUGUCGUUCAUUUGGACUGAUCUGCCCAUUCUGUGAUGAUUGCUGGUUUAGAUCUAUAUUUCAAAAUUUCGUUGUUUGUUAAAUUGAGCCGAUAAAUGUGUGGAAAAUUUACUUCCAAUUUAUGAAUACUUUCACAACCUUUCUUUUGAACUUUUAGCAUUUUCAAAUAAACAGCUUAUGCCAUAGAGCUGUUUUAUUGGUUAAAACCAGGCUGAGAAAAAUGAGGCAGUUAUUCCUGAAAUUUGCACACCAUUUAAAGAUAGUUGCUUUACUUUCAGUUUCCUCUUAAUCAACCCUUUAUGAGUCAAAAUCAGUAAACAGCAAAACAACAACAAAAAUGUUCUAGUAAACUAAAAUUGUUGCUUAAGGUUAAGAUCAUGUCAAAAUAAUGGACUAACAUACAAUUAUUCCUCUCUCAUGUUUGAAGUAGCUCCAAUUUUGCUGUAUGACUGUUUGAAAGCUCUUGAAGGCAUAGAGAGGCCCACUGUCAUUUGAACUGCAGUGAAAUCAUUGUCACAGCAUGUCUGUCAGUAAAGCAAAUGUUUGAAGACCCUAUGCCCGAAGCUUCUUCUGCUCACUGCUAAACCAGUUUAUUGGUAUUUGGUAACCUGCCAAUGUAAAGACAUGUUGAUCAAUACAGGGGGCGUACAUAUAUGCUUACUGUACAUACAAAACUAAGUGUCUUUUAAAUCUGAACAGUACAGAGUUAAAAUUUCCCAACCCUCAGCACUUCAUGGUUCAAUGUGGCUCUGAUGUGAGUAACUGGGAAAGCAGUAUUUUCCAGACUGAGAGAGUGAAAUUACUAUCUGCAUCUUCUCAAGGCGGCAGUGUCAGCAAAAAAAGGUAUGCCAGAUUGUUAAUGCUGAGGGGGGUGUGCGCGUCUGUCACUCAUGUUUACACAGCAUGUAAGCCUUUGCUUCCACUGAGAGAAAAGCAAUGCCUGUGCCUCAACAUGUCCAUUACCAAUGGCAAGUGAGUCAGAAAGUGAAAGAAUACCUCACACCAACAACCAGAGUCGACUCUACUUACAGAGUCGACUCUGUAGGUCAACCAACUAGGGUUGUAAAGUCCUAGUCGACUGGUUGACCUAUUGGUCGAUACAUGCUGAGUCGACCAAUAUUCUGAUUCGUUGACUUUAUUUUUUUUCUGCGUUGAUUUACAGUCUAUGGUUAAUUUCAUCAGGAGGACCGGACCAGAUGGGGGUGUUUUCUGAGCUACCCUGUUUCAGUAGAUCACUGAGUGCAGUGGAGUUUCGCAGCUCAAGGAAGAACAUUUAUGAUUAUUACUUCAUGGAAAUGAUCUGCUGCACUCUGUGAUCAACUCGUCAGGGCCCCCCCACAAAUAAGUGGCUGCUGAGGAAAGUGGGUGAGUUGUGUUUGGUCUCUUUGCUAAAGAAAUUAGGCAAAGCUAAAAACAUGUUUGAUGGCUAGUUGUAUGGCUGGGACCCUAUAUGUACUGUUGAUGAAGUUAGGUGCUGUUCUGAGCAUUAUUUGUGACUUUAGAGUGGCUUUUAGGUUGAGGUUUACGCAUUGAGAUGUAGACCGCUAUGUACUGCUAUCGUUCAGUCGUUACUAAAGUUGGUAUAACUGGAGAAGCAAGCAGUUGGCAACAUUCAUCUCUUCAAGGGGGUGUCCAACUCGGUGUUACAGUGUGUUUGACCCUGAAUUGAUUUUACACCAGAAUAUCCUUUUAACUUAUUGAAGUAACACGAGCACCUGGACAGGAAUUGGCCCCACAUAUUCAGACAGAACCAUGUAAACCUCCACCGUUGUCAGUAUUGUGACAGUAAACGUGGUAUCGGUAUUUUUCACUGUUAAAAUUGAUCAUUUUAAAAACUAAUAGCACUGUAAAGAAAAAAGAUAUGAUGACUUUUAACAGUGAUGGAGAAAAAAAUUUAGAUGUUUUUUUUUUUGUAAUUGAUUUCAUAUACCAAUAUUCUGUCAUAACAUUUUACAUAUAUUGAACAGUAUAGAAUAUUUGCAUACUUCAUCAUCAUGGAGCAGAGACAUAGACAUAAAUUCUCAAAUAAAGUUACAGCAGACUAACUGUGAGGUAAAAAUGAAACACUUUUCACUCAUGUCCUUUUUUAAAAACCUCUCUUGCAUUGUCCCUUUUCUCCUGUUGGAGGGUAGAAAUUGAGAUGUUUAUAAUUUUUGGCAUUGGAAAAAUUAAUUAAGCAUUCCUGGAUUAGUACAGUUAAUUGCUAAUUGCCAGUAAACUAUCAUACUGGUUAAGUCAAAUGAAGGAAAGUUGUGGAUCUUAUUAGUACGUUGGAGCUGUUAAUAGUGCUAUAAAAAUCCCCUUCAGUAUCAGUUCUUUCUAUUUAUGCCAGUAAAUCUUACUCAGAACUAAGAAGUAUGAUGUAAAGACAUGGUCAGAUGAGCCUGUGAGAGAAUUAGCAUGGAAAAACAGGAACUAAGGGAUCAAGCAAAGGACAAAUAAGAUGUGAAGGAGGAAGAAACAAAAUGGCAGAGGCUGAUGUGGUUGGAGUGGCCAGAGAGGUGGAGAUGGAGACGGAAGGAGAAAGAAAGAUGGAUUGUGUGUAUGAGAAUGUGAUGGAUGCAGAGAGAUGGAGAGGAAACACAGAGUGGAAGAGAAAAUAGGAGGCUGAGGAGUGUGUCAGAGGCAGAAAUGAUGGGGGGUGUCUGUUUCCACGGCAACUGUGGCUCUCGUUGAGCUGUCUUGUUUUUUUCCCUCUAGCCGGUUGUGCUGGAAGAUUUUUUUUUCCUGUGCAGAACCCAGUGUUCCUCCUAACUAUUUCCUCUACCAUCCUCUGUGCACCGAGCUGAACCACUCAAUGCCACCCUAAUGCAGCGGUUUCAUGCAGAGCACUGGUCUGCUCAGCAUGUAUUUGGCACAUGUUGGAUUUUUACAUCACUAAGGUGUUAAUGGGUGAACUUUGGUUACUAAAGUGCUCAAAAACAUCAAUUACAAUUAGCCAGAGUCAUUGGAAUAUUCAAAUAUGUCAUAUCUGUUUAUUAAAACCCCAAGAUAUUUAUUUUGCUAACACUUGACAAAAUGGAGCCAACAAUGAAAUAGUUGUAUUUAAUAGUCACCCUUCAAAAACAAAUACUCUCUGCUCUAGUUUUGCCUUUCCUGGAAACAAAGACAUCUAUGGACAUCAUCCUAGGUUCUUGUUUCAGAUUUUAUAUAUUUAGGUGGAGAGGUGGUGUGGCGCUUUGAAGGGAAAUGUUCCUUGUUGUAGAACAAAAAUAGAGCAUUCUUGUUGGUCAUGAUUGCAGAAAAAAGGGUUACAAAAAGCCCUAAACCCUAACCUUCCAAAAAAAUAUAUGUUUUAAGAUGUUUUUCUAUAUUCGUUAUUCUUUUAUGCUUAGUAAUACCAAGGAUAACGAAGUCAUUAUAACGUGCAUCAGUGUACCUUCAUAUUUGUAACAUGUCAAAAACAUUUGUGACAUCAAACUUUGUUGUUACGCUUCACGAUUCAUUUUGAAGUGGGCAGCCACAUCAGACCAGUCUGUACAUGAUACAGUAAGAACAGUGGAUACGUUUAUUUAGUGAAUAUGUUUUUUUGUGUUCUCCUUUCCAGCCUUUCCCUGGUUUGGUAUGGACAUUGGCGGCACUUUAGUGAAGUUGGUAUACUUCGAGCCAGUCGACAUAACAGCAGAAGAAGAACAGGAAGAAGUGGAAAACCUCAAGUCAAUCCGCCGCUACCUCACCUCAAACGUUGCCUAUGGUAGGUAAACACAGACAUGCGCACACACACAGAGACAUUCAUAUGUAGUAACAGGGAGGGUAGUUAUGAACAAAGGGCACUUACCAGAAGAUACUAGCAUCUAUUUUACAGUUCUCAUGUAUUACAUAAGACUGAUAAGGUGUUUUUCCAGAGUUGUUUUUUGACGUUAGGUUUGGUUGAAAUCAUAUCCUUGACCCCUGAAGUUCUGAAGUUAAACAGCAGUACCAUAAACAAAGAGACUGACCUGAUUUUUUCCUUUGGGUACCCAGAUGAACCACAACUUGUAUCAAAACAUACUGUCAAUUCUUGAAUCUACACACAGGUAAAACAGGUGUCCGCGAUGUCCACCUGGAGCUGAGGAACCUAACCAUGUGUGGCAGGACAGGCAACCUGCACUUCAUCCGCUUUCCAACACAGGCCAUGCCUCGUUUUAUCCAGAUGGGCCGGGACAAGAACUUCUCCAGCCUGCACACAACACUUUGUGCCACAGGAGGUGGCGCGUACAAGUUUGAGAAUGACUUCAGAACAGUAAGUGUAUUCACCUAACUGAUACAAUAACAGUUAUUUUCCUCCAUCAUUGGGCGGAAAGAUUGGAUCUUGUUAUUGUGUCAUUCUUCAAGAUGUAAAGGGGAAACUGAUCAGGCUCAGAAUUCCUGAGAAUCAUCUAUAAAGACAAAACAUACACAGUGACAAUUUCAAAGGCUUUUUUGCAUUCUAAUGUUGUAGUUGAAUGAUGUUCAUUAUCUCUUCAGUUUCUUAGAAGUAGUUUUCUUUUUUUCCUGUUAAACUUCAGAUGGUUUCUUUGACGUGCCUGUUUCCUCGUCAAUUGUUCCAGAUGGCAAAACUCUUUUACGCAGGUUUUUCCGUAACUUUUGUUUAAUAGUUUAAUGAUGUUCAUUAUGUCUUCAAUUUCUUAGGAGUAUUUUUUUCCCAAGGAAAAAAGAAAGAAAACAGAAAACUAUUCUUAUAUUGUGUUACAAAUUUAUGUCAGCGUUUGUGUCUUUGCAUACGAGUUUUUUUAUUUUUUAUUAACUGAUUUGAAAACCCAGCUGUCUGUCCCGGUGCUCUUCUGCCUAAGUUCAUUGACCCUCUCUGCAGUGCAGUACGAUCAAUGAGCUCUCUCUGAGCACUGCAGCAUGUGUACUGAGCUUUCACAACACUUGAACAUAAGCCCUCUGGUGCUUUAAUAAAUCAUGCUUAUAAAACGGACAAAUUAAUGCUCCCAGUGAGUGUGAGAGUGAUUUACUUUUAAUCAUCUUGAUUUUCUGAAAUCCCCCCCAAUAGUGUUCGGCAGUCAAAAUGGAGCCCUCUCAGAAUUUGAAUCUGUGUUCUUGGUGCAGAUGGCCGACCUGGAGCUGCUGAAGCUUGAUGAGCUCGAUUGCCUGAUCCGUGGCCUGCUGUUUGUGGACCGAGUGAGUUUCAACGGACACCCAGAGUGUUACUACUUCCAGAACCCUUCAGACACCCAGAGCUGCGUGAAGAAGCCCUGCACCCUGGACAACCCCUUCCCCAUGCUGCUGGUCAACAUAGGCUCUGGGGUCUCCAUCCUGGCAGUAUACUCAGAGAACAACUACAAACGCGUGACAGGGACCAGGUGAGGAGGAAGCACACCUUUUCUUAAAAACAACAAGAACAACCUAAUGGGACAGAUUCACUGAAAAGAAUGAUCAUUUUAGAAAAAGAGUCAAAUAAAGUCCGUAUGUGGGAAUAGUGUGUCAUAGACUUUAAUAACUUUUUGCUGAGAAAUAAAAAGAAUGGAUGUAAAGGCCUGCAGAAGGUAUUGUGACCUGGUACAAUAGAAGAUCAUAGUGAGCAGGAAUCUGCAGAAAAACUCUGAGGCAUAAAGAAGAGCAAAUUUCAUAAAAUAGUAUUAUCGAUGUGCAAAAAUGUACCAUGGGCCUUUGCUGACCUUGAUACUCAUGUCAUGUUGACCCCACACACACACACACGACAUACACAUGGCAUUAUUUGAAUGAGGCCCUUGAUUGUCCCAUCAUUUAUUUAUUUAUCCAUCAAAGCCAGUGUUGUCACUUAUAUUUAACAUAUCCAAGGGUGUAAUACCACAUAAAAAAUCUCCAAUCUUUUUUUAUAUUGAAAAUUGCUUGUUUUUUUCCUCACCAAAUCAGUGACAUCAGUGGCAUUUAAAGGGUUAAAAUUAAUAUCUUUUUAAAAUAUUUAAUUGUUUUUACCAGGACUGAGCUUCAUAAGGGGACCGGAAGAAAAAAAGUAGAAAUAAUAUUGAUCUGAGAUGUUUUUUUAUUUUCCAGCAGCUGAAGUUAGUGGCAAAAAAACGUCCACUAACAGGACGAAAGGGAUUAAAACUUAAAAUCCGAUGCUGUGUAAAAAAUGUUAAUGCAUCAAAGCUAAUGUUGUCACUAAUCUUUGACGUAUCCAAGGGUGUGAUAGCAUGUAAAAAAUCUCUACCCUCUUGUCAUUUUUUAUAUUGAAAAUCCUUUUUUUUCCCCCCUCACCAAAUCAGUGACAUCACCUCUGAAAUUGGCAUUUAAAGGAUUUAAAUCCAUAACAAUUUAAAAAAAAAAUAGUUUUGAUAAGGACUGAGAUUAAUGAAGAGGUUUGAGCAAAACAAUUUUGAAAAAAUUCUUUAUCUGAUAUGUUUUUACGGCAGCUGAAGUUGUUGGCUAAAAACAUCCAAAAACAGGAUGAAGAGGUGUAAUUUUUGAGCGGUCCACAAGGGUUAAAUCACUCUUUGGUUCAAGACAAACAAGCCUUUUCGUAUGAGUGAAUCUUGUGUGAAGCCAAAUGACAAAGUAAGGUAAAUCUUAUAAAUUUUCCCUACUGCUGAUCAGGCUGUCAAACUGCUCUAGCAAAGAGUGAUGAUCCAUGUCACUGGUUCCUUCUCUGAAGAGCACUUAAGUUCAUGUCAAGGGAAGGGAAACAGCUAUUUAACAUAGACUCUAUGUUGUGGGUUGUUUGCCUCAGCGUUGGUUGAGACCAAAGAGACUUUCUAAAUCAAGAAAGCUGAAAAGCUGGAAGUGUUUAUUUACGCUCAGCCUUAAAUCAAUGAGGAUUAACUGAAUGUUGUUUGGCAUGGGGAAAUAUGUGCAAAAGUUGAAGGUGACUAAACACUUUUUAUAGCCACUAUAGAUCGACCAGAUAAGUCCAAAUCAGAUGUUUGAAUUCCAGCCAGACUUUAUCUCAGUUCACCUUAUGUACCUUUUUUGCCCUAGUUAUGCAACGUCAGGUCAAAGUUAUGAUUUAAUAGAUGUAAAAAGAGAAUAUAACGCAAAGGAAUACCUUUUUCUCUACAUCUAAAUCAUAUUUCUGAUGUUUGCUUUUUUUUUAUGCCUGCAUGUGCAUGUGGAGUUUAUAUUUAAUCUGCCAGACUGCUUCUAGUUGAGGAAAACAUUAGAUGCUGUGGGUGUGAGGUCAAGUCAAGGGGGGGGAGGAUGUGUAACUGUGUGCGUGGUAUCUUAUGGAGUUUGAAUUUUUUUGCAAAGUCUUUGUUUAAAUGUUUUGGAUCCUAUUUACAUGAUCUUUGUCUUGUGUUGAUGUUUGAUGUUUAUUCCUUUUACUUAAUGAUGAAACUCAAACUGUCCUGUAGGUUUACUUAGUAAUCGAAAGCUUAUGCAAAUCUUGUAGAGGAGUUAGGGUCAGGGAGAGGGGACUCUGUUGUGAGUACAUUAAGAUUAUUUGAGGUAUUUCAAAGGAACUUUCUAUCCAGAUACAUUGCAUUUGUGUGUUAAUUUGUUUGAACCCUUGACAUCUUUUCUUUACUUGAUUUUCAAAUCCUAACCAUUGCCCUGGCAUCAUCCUCUUUUUUUGUCUUGCAGUCUUGGAGGUGGUACAUUCCUGGGCCUUUGCUGUCUGCUGACCGGCUGUGAGACGUUUGAGGAGGCAUUGGAAAUGGCCAGCAAGGGCGACUCAACCAAUGUGGACAAACUUGUAAAAGACAUCUAUGGAGGGGACUAUGAGCGCUUUGGUCUGCAGGGCUCAGCUGUGGCAUCCAGGUGAGUGUGAUGAGGGUGUUGUUGUGUAAAAGUUGCGAUAGUUCUGACUGGACAUGAUUCCUCUGGAUUGAUUUGGACUUCCAGAUUUUUUCAGCCUGAAGGGGUGAUUAGUGUGAGACUCAAUAGCUGUGAGUAGAACUGGGCGAUUUGGCAAAAAAAAUGAAAUAAUUUGGUCAUAUCCUCUGAUCUCGAUUAUUAUCACAAUUUUUUUUGUAUUUUUUCAAACUGCCAGUUUUAAGGCAUCUGUACUAAAAACUAAAGAAACUAGAGAUUAGAUCAACAUUUUAUUGACAUACAAAGUAAAUAACAAAGCAUACUGAAUAAAAUAAACUUAAAAAAAUAUAAAAACCAUUUUAACUCAACAGUACAACAAAUGUAGAUAAAUAUUUAAUAAUACAGUGAACCAGUUUACAGUCCUGGGUGUUUUUGCAGGUCUACAAUACCCAAAAUGAACAAAUCAGGGAUAAUGAAGACUCCUUAAAAUGUAAACAUUAGAUGAUGUAAACGUAGAUGAUACGAUUGAUCGCUGCUUUUGUCUGGUGUCUGCACUGCGAGUUGUGGUUAAACUGCUGAUGCUACUCAUGCCAUCAGCAGUGACAGACUGUGCAGACUCCGCUCACAUUUUCAUGCUUUCCGCUUAAUCAUUCGGGAAGUACGUCUUCAAAUGAUUAAACAGAUCUGUUGUGUUGCUGGUUUUUGAAGGUGCUGCCCUCAGCUCCACAUUUAGCUCCACGUUUGGUCAUUCUGUUUACUUCUCCAGCAACUUACAAAAGUGAGCAGGAAAGGCUCAACUCUGAUUGGCUGUUGUCACGCACUUUUCCACUAUGUUCGAUGAAGUAAAUAUGCUCACAGCUGAUCACUGUGCUCGAACUGAAAUUUAUCACGAUCAAGUCCUAGCUGUGACAUAACACAUUUUAGGAGUAGAGAGUUACACACGAUUGAGUUUUUGUCUGAUUUCAAUCACAUAAUUGAUCGAUGAUACUAUCUGUGUCAUUAUAUUCAGAAGAAUUGAACUCAAGCUGUUAAAAGCUAAACUCCCUCUCCUUCAGGUGAUUGAAGACAGAGGACAGUCAAGAGAGAGGCUGUAGAUGCAACACAAUAGCAACAGAAACAAAACACAUGUUCCAGAAAAACAGUGUCAUGACAUAAUAGUUAAAUGCUUGUAAAGGCAAAGUUCAGACACAGACCAAGUGGCUUGCUUAGACCUCUACUUGCUAAUCUGGGUUUAUUGUGUAUACAGUAAAUCUGCAGCUCCAUGUUCAAAGGUUAAACCUUAAAGAAAGUAUUUUAUUACGUUGGUAGUUCAUGAACACUUCUUUAAUACCAUGGUGUUCUAUUCUGUCAUUUGGAGAAACAAAACACACAAAUACACACAAACACACAUGGUCAUUGAUUAGCGGUACUUGUUUACUGUUGCUGUGAAGGUUAUUGUGACAUUAGCCCAGGUGCGAGUCCUGUGCUGUGCACGCUUAUCUUUUAUCCUUUAAUUUGAUAAGAGGUCAUUGAACUUCAAUAAUACCUGUAGAGGAACUGUCACAAUGUGUGUGCACAUGUUUUUGUUUGUUAAUUUGUUUGUCGCUUUUCCUUUUUUUUUUUUAGUUUUGGUCACAUGAUGAGCAAAGAGAAGCGAGACAGCAUCAGCAAGGAAGACCUGGCCAGGGCCACACUGGUCACCAUCACUAACAACAUAGGAUCCAUAGCACGGAUGUGUGCUGUCAAUGAGGUAUGCACAUUGACACAAACAUACGCGAACAAACACAAAGAAUCCUGGUCUGUCCUCAUCAACCAUAGUAUGAACAACAUUGACAUUGGGUUUAUACCAAAAACCCAAGUGAUAAUAAGUUCUCUCAGAUAAGCCCCUCCCACCAAAUGGUGCUGAAAAGCUGUAGCUUUGAAUAUUGAAACACGUAAACAACCAUGGAUAUACAGUAUCAUUAAGACCAGGGUACCCCCCCGCAGCUAAACCGCUCACACAGUCUAUCGACAAGAGUGUCACUGUUAAAUUUACUGUAUACCUUCAGCCUAAUAUUGUUUAGUUUAAAGCCUGUUUUAUAAAAAGGAAGAGGUCUCUGUGAAAUCUUUAUAGCACACAUAGACUGUUUAUACUAUGGACAACUUAAUUCCGCCUCCCACCUGAGUAAGGAUUUGAAACCAAAUAGCUCUCGGCAUUUCCACGAUUUUUCUUCAUUUCCUGAAACCGGCACUGCGCAGUAGCGAUGCGCACAUUCGGCGAGAGAGUCGUCAAGAGUCGCUGUGACGACGCUCGGCUCAAACAGCGUAUCCCCGGGUGAGCUAUGCAAUCCCUGAACGCCAAUAGGCUGUAUCAGGUGUCAAUCAAACAAAACAUGAACCCUCUAAUAACUUUUAAAAACGGAGCUUCACAGAAAAAAGAGGACUUGAGCACAAACCAGUCUUACUGUAACUACAUGUCAACACCGCAAGCAAGGGGGAAAAAAUGUAUGUUUUGUUUUAUAAAUUUCUCAAGUUUGUCCACAUCUCCAUAAGCUUUGCUGGCGGAGGCGGGAUUUAUGAUCUAUACUGCAGGCCGUCAACAGAGGGUGCUGUUCUCGGAGUGGCUUUACCUAGCAAGGACGCAGACCGCGUCCAUUCUAUAAACAGUCUAUGGUAGCACACCUUUGAACUACAAACAAGAUCAACCAUGAAUCUAACUAUUAUCAGGGCUUAAAUUUCUCCGGCGAUGUGCUAUUUUGUUUCAGUAUGAGCCGUUUUAGAGUCCAAAUUGAAGAAUCGUGUCUAUAGAAUUACCUGCUGCUCUGUUUCUUUCUGUUUACUGUCUCUCUCUAUGAAGCUAUACUUAGAUUCACUGGUCUUGCGCAAUGUCCCACCUAUAGUGGUAUCUGAUUGGUUACACAUCACAAGAAAUGAGCCAAUCAAGAGUAAAAGUGACCAUCCGUGACCAUCAUUGAACCAUAAAUUCAGUGACACUAUAAAUCAGUAUCAAGCAGUUCUAAGAGAACUGACGGACAAUAUGUCCUAGUCCCCAGUCCUGGACCACCUAAUCGAGGCUGACUAUGGCUUUGCUGGUCCCAGCUUAUCACAGAGCAGAAAGGUUUGUGUCAAAUGAGCACAACUUAAAAUACAUUCUUAUUGUUAAAAACACAAUAAUUCAUAUUCCUCUAAUUCACAACCAAACAUUUUUUUUUCUAUUUUUUUCUAUUUUUUUGUUCAACAAGUGAUAUAGCUAAGGAACAUUGAAUUUGAUGUUGGGAAUGUUAGGAGCAUACAUGGAAAUGUAACUUAAAACUUAGUGAUCAGAGCUUCAUAAAAGUUCCAAAAACCUGUCCAGUUGGCCAGUUUGGGUUACCGUAAAACAACAGAAAAUAGCAGAAAUACGGGUCAAUCUAAAGUUUAGUAAAUCGUUUAAAGGCACAAAUAGUGGUGAUCUGCUAAAGCUCAAUCUGAAAGGUUUUCCUCUGGGAUCAGGCGAGGGAUCAGCCUGGAGUCUUUCUGUCUGCUGUGGGCUUCUUUACAGUGUUGCCUUGUGGCAUGGCGAUCAAGCAGCAUUGUACAGGGCUAUCACUGCAUACAGAGCUGCAGCUUAUGUUCACACAUCCACCAAAAGAGGGGUUUAGGGCUAAUAUGAAUGCAUUUGUAUGACAACCUUAUCAGCCAGUCUGGUUUUAUAUUAUCUCAGCUGCUAUGAGGAAAACUAUUACUGAGGAAUAGAGGGCAGAAGCCAAAAUCUGAAAGACAUCAAACCAAGUGGCCCAACAAACCAAACUUGCUAUGUAGGGAAAUCAUGGUGAGUUGAAAAAUUAUAUCAGAGACACCAAAGAGUGGUUAAACAAAUGAACAGAUUAAAAAACACUGGCAUCCUUCAAACGGACUUCUAACAUAUUUAUAAGUCAUGUAUUUGUUUAUUAUGUAAUGACAUCAUUGCACUGACAAGGCAAGGCCUUAACACAAACACAUGUUGCAAAAACAAACACCAUCGCUUUGUCCUAAGUUCACACUGACAAUUAUGAUAUUACACAACAAAGUUAAGAGCAUGAAGAUGUAUCCCAACAAUCAUCAUCUUCACAGCAGAGACCCAAAGCUUUUUUAAUGUUGUACAACACUCACCCAGUUGACCAUAUUGUCACAAAUCCAUCUGCUAACAAUUUUGCCACUUUGUGAAACCAAAGAGGUGAUAUGAAGAAUUAUAUGUCAUAUACUUUCUAACUUUGAGAGGUUACUCAGCUGGUGAGCUGAUAGCAGGAAUUUGUUACUGUGGCUGAAGUGCCCCUACCUGCAGCAAGGGCUUUAGAUAAGCAGCAAGACAAAAUAGAUCAAUUAUUUACAAUUAAAAACACGUUAAAGGCAUGAUUAAGGUGAAGUGCUUGACGAAUAUCAAUGGCAGUGUGUAAAAAAUAUAGAACAGGAAGAUAAGAGAAGAUAAGAGGAGAUAAAAUGUACUUUGUCGUUCCUGUUAGAAAAUCUGUUUUGAGAAGUAGUGCAAGAAACAUGUUUGUGCAACUUGGUGUGACAUGAAUCAAACAAUCAAACGCAGAUAUUGGCAACAAAGUCCAUAAAUAUGCAGAAUAAUGUUUAAAAAAAUUAAGGCAAAAAGGAGAUGUAUAAAAAGAAAAGUGUUACAUAAGAAACACUGGAUCGCGCUGAAGUUCUGCGGCUUGGUUGUUCAGCAGCUUCAAUCUGUUGCUCUCUUACGUCUGCCUGAAGGUCAUAGUUCAUGUUUGUGAGCUAUCUCAUGAGAUUUUAUGUCCAAAUCUGACAAACAGCCCUUCAUAAAUGGACUGCAGGGGGAGCUGUUUCCUUUUACUUUCAUUGCUGCUUUUUAACACGUUUGUUAGAUUCUGUUUUAAGGUUUCCACUCAAGCAGGCCAGGGUGAUUUGGUGUUUACUUGUACGCCUUGAUAUUUGUCUGAACACAGCUGUUCAAUCGCAGUUAUUGAUGAUAGCAGGGUCAUGGGCACCGCUUUUAGGUUAAACAGGAUUUAUUUUGUCUUGUUAACAUUCAAAUAAGCUGCUGUUAACAUCAUUAACACUAUACACUGAAUACAUACACAGUCAGUUGUCAGCAGACCAGGAGGCUGAGUGGUGAACAGUAAAUCAGCUUGCCAGCACCACUGUGUGGUUUGGGUGAGGUAUUACAAUUUGCCUCAGCUUAUGAUCUCAUCAAGUAUGAUAAUAAAUGACUAACAUGUCAUUUUUUAAUUCAUUGUGUGCCUAAGGGUAGAUAAAGACAUCUUUCAACAGUAUAGAAAAGAGGCAUUUACUGUAUUUACAUUAUAGAAACGUGAUGUCACUAGUGUUGCAAAAUCUUGUCUUGUAGUGAGGAGAGAAAGAAAAACAUGAAAUUAACAAAACAAAUAUGAAUAUAUACAGUACAGGCCAAAAGUUUGGACACACCUUCUCAUUCAAUGUCUUUUCUUUAUUUUUUUUUACGUUGUAGAUUCUCAUUGAAGGCAUCAAAACUAUGAGUGAACACGUGGGAUUUUGUACUUUUUAAAAAAUUGUUUAUAUUCUAGUUUCUUUAAAAUAGCCACCCUUUGCUCUUGAUGACAGAAGUACUUAUUGACUGACUCUGUAAGUAACCCAGACAAGGCACACCUGUGAAGUAAAAACCAUUUCAGGUGACUACCUCAUGAAGCUCAUUGAGAGAACAGCAAAAGUUUGCAGCGCUAUCAAAAAAGCAAAGGGUGGCUACUUUGAGGAAUCUAAAAUAUAAAACAUGUUUUCAGUUAUUUCACACUUUUUUCUUGAGCACAUGAGUCCACAUGUGUUCAUUCAUCAUUUUGAUGCUUUCACUGAGAAUCUACGAUUUAAAUAGUAAUGAGAAUAAAGAAAAUGCAUUGAAUGAGAAGGUGUGUCCAAACUUUUGGCCUGUACUGUAUAUAUCUGUGUUUCAUUGCCCGAGUGCAAAGAAAUAUUAAACUGUAGCUCAAAUUAUGCAACUCUUUUGAUCUAACAUUUUCUUUGUCCCUCUUCUUCUGUCAGAAAAUUGAGCGUGUGGUGUUUGUCGGGAACUUUCUUCGCAUCAACACAGUAUCCACAAAGCUGCUAGCGUACGCCAUGGACUUCUGGUCUAAAGGACAACUGAGGGCCCUUUUCCUAGAACAUGAGGUGAGCAUUCGAACCGCCCAACACAUUUGAGAAAUCUGAAAGUUUGGAUUCCCUAAAGCUACAUAAAAGCUUAAGGAAUAUAUGAUCUUUAUAAAGUGUGUGCGUGUUUCAUCAGGGGUAUUUUGGGGCUGUCGGGGCGCUGAUGGAGUUGCUCAAGACAACAGAAGACCCAUGAAGGUUGUCCUGACCCGGGACAUCAGCUCUAUACAUAAUGAUGUCAUCCGACCCCUGUACGCUGUGAUGUCAUCGACUUGCAAUGCUGUGACGUCUUCAACCCUUUGACGCUGCUGAAAGGUCCCGUUCACGCCGGGCCUCUAGAGGAACACAGAAAACUGACGGACACAGAAACUGAGAAAAGCCAUUUUAAUAAUUUAACUCUUGUAAAUAGUAAUAACCUCUGUCACUCAUCUCCUAAAUUCCCCAGAGCUCCUUCCUAUCAUAGAGGUUUAAUAUUGUAAUCUUUAAUUUAUGGUUUCCUGUGAUCGCUUCUGUUGACUCCUGUGAUGGGGCUGGUGUCAUGAAGCAGAGGAUUUGACUGUUUUGUUUUGUUUUGUUAUUGUGUGAGUUUUUGUGAAUAGCUACUGUAGCAUUACGGAGACUGUGGUGCCUGGAGGACUAAUUGUUAGGACAUCUGCAAAUUGGGGUUGUAACUGUAGAAUCUGUCAUUUUGACCAGGGCCUCUGUAAGUGGUUGCUGACCUUCAAGCUGCAGCAGGAGAACAUUCAUAGAAAUAGUUUGGGUUGAGGAGGCAUUUUGUCGCACAAGAAGUUGCCCACAUUGCUGCAGUCUUUGUGGAGUGCACUGAAGCCAAAUCCUGUUGUGAUUUGUAGAACCCCUGCCACCUUAGCUCUGAUUAGAGACGAAAAUAACGCUUUCACUUUUCUUGUUGCUCCACUGCACAUGGCCUUUUGCCUUUUUGUUUGUCUCUCCUCUAUUUGCCUACACUAAACAACAUUGACAACACCAUAUUGCCCACAUAUGCACAACAAGCUAGCCUGCUGACUUAGUGACGGGACCAAGUCUUCCUGCAGAGACCACGACAGCUUUGUUCUUUGCUGUCGACAGGCUUGUGAUUUGUGUCAUUGUAAUCCCACCCUUCUUUGUCUGUCAGUGUCCAGCCGUGUAACACCUGAGCAGGGUGGUAGACUUUUCCUUUGCUCUCUCGCUUCACUGCCACCCUGCUGGCUUGUUUUGAUGCUGCCGUGUGAACCAGUUGGCAUUAGCAAUGUUGAGCAACCCUGUUGUUAAUGUCAAAUGUAGAAGACUGGUGUCACCAUUUUGGGGGCAACAGGGACCAAGAUGGCUAAUUAAGGUUGACAUUGAUCAUUAUGAACGUGGUUAUUAUUAUUCUCAUGUGUACCAGAAGGAGCAAUGUACCUCAUGGUGAAAUUUGUCCUGAUAUCAUGUGAUUACACUCUAAACCGCAUGAAAAAAAAAAAAAAAAAAGUAAAUACAACCCACUCUGCGGGUUUCUACCAUAGACUGUAUAUAGAAUGGAUGCCAUUUGUCCCCUUCCCAGGUGAAGCCACUGUGAGAACAGCACCCUCUAGUGACAGGCUGCAGUAUAGGUCAUAUUUCCCCCCUCCUCCAACAAUCCCUAUGGAGCUGUGGACAAAUUUUAGAAAUUUCAUCACACAGAAUAUAAAAUUUUCUCCUCCCUGCUUCUGAUGUUGGCAUGCAGUUACAGUAAGACUGGUUUGUGCUCAAGUCCUCUUUUUUUUCUGUGCAGCUCUAUUUUUAAAAGUUAUUAGGGGGUUCAUGUUUUCUAUGAUUGACACUUGACACAGCCUAUGGGAGUAUGAAGUUUAUGUAGCUCACCCGGGGGGUACACUGUUUGAGCCGAGCGUCAUCACAGCGACUCUCCCGCCGAAUGCGUACGACGAUAGUGCACAAGUAGUGGAGAGCUCACAACGCCACUGCGCAAUGUUGGUUUUGGAAGUGGAGUAAAUCCUGGAAAUGCCAAGAGCAAUGUGGCUUCAAAUUCGUAUAAUGAUGCAAAGCGGAGCCAAGUUGUCCUUAGUAUAUACAGUCUGUGGUUUCUAGCUUGAUUGGUAUCUACCAAGUAUUAAUCCUGGAAAAAAAAGUUUAACCCUCACAGUAGACGUUUUUUUUUUUUUUGUAAUUCAGUGGGCCAUCAUGGGUCAAGGUUGGCAAAGCUUUGGUUGAAAUUUUAUCAUUACACCAUCACUGUUGUGCCCCUCACCACCCCCACCUGGACCUUUACAGCCUUUCAUCUCAGAUUAAUGUCAAAGCAGCUGAAGUAUAUUCUGUAGAUUGAAAGUGCAGUCUCUCUACUGUCUGCUGCACCACUGUCUACAUGCCUUUACUGCUCUGCAGAGAAACUGUGCUCUUUCCUUUUCCCAUUCACAUUUACUUUUGUUUACCUUUAUCUUGCAGCUUUUUUGUUUGUUUGUUUGUUUUUAUUUAUUUUAGACUGACUGUCUUUGAAAAUACCUACAAAUCAUAAAUACCCACUCACUCAUUAUGGUUAGUUUUUGUGUCUCUGAGCCACAUCUACAAGUAUUUUUUUACAUUACCUACAGGUUAAUAUGAACCCAUCUAACUUUUGUCUGGACAGAAUCUCUUUUUUUUUGAAUACCAGUUAGCAUAUUUGCUGUUUUUGUUUUGAUUAAAUGAAUUUGCUGAGAGGUACAUAGGGAAGUGGAUUUAGGGCACAUUAUUUUAAGGAGGUGGUUUUAGGCAGAUAUGUUUCUCUCAACCACUGACAGUAACAUCUAAAUCAUUUGCCAUUAUAAUACAAUUAUAUUUGAAUAUAACAAAACCAUUUUGAGUCAGAGUCGCACAGACACACUUUCUGUAGUAUAGAAUAUAAAUAGAAGCAAGGCGCUUGCAUUUUUUUAUUUUUACUACAUUCAGUGCAACAGAGUAAAUGAACUACCUAUCAGAUUCAAUAGUUAGAAUGCCAGUAGUUACACCUGUGUUACGAGUAAAACUGGAGAAGUAAUGAAUGCAUGUUUUGUUGUUUUGCCACCACUGUCUCUAAAAACACCAAAUCAUCAAUCCGCUUUUUCCAGUUUAUUUAUCAGAUUUGAUUACUGUGCAAAUGAUCCUUUUGAGUGCUUUUUCUCUUUUACUUUUAUUUUGCCUUGUUCCAACGCAUGUUUGGAUGGUAAAAGUGGCCUCGUGCAGUCAGGUGCCACUCGACUUGAACCUCCUGCCAGUUGCCUUUACUGUUUGUUUUCCUGGUUUCACCGUGUUUGUGUCCUUCAGUCUUUCUCACCUUGUGCAGAUCCAUCUUUGUUCACUCUCAUUUUGUGUUGUUUAUUUGUUUUAUGUUUUUGGUGUUUAAUGUGAUACUUCAAAGACUACAGCUAACACAUGCUAACAGUUUUUUGUAGUUUUAUUUUUUACUUAAGCAAGUUCAACAUUCACAACUCAAUUGCAAGUACCAUGUGUGGGAACACUAUAGAUAGAGGAAUCCCACCACUCUUACAGUAACAACUAUCUUAGGGUAGUUUUAGUCAUAAAUGAAUUAUGGGGACUAGAACAGGGGGAGUUGUUCACAUUAAGAUUUUUUUUUUUGUUAAUUUUGUUUUGUUUUUUUUUGUGGGGGAACAGUGUCAUAAAACUGUACGUCUUUUUUGUUCUUUUGUCCUCCUUGUCUUGUGGCCAGUAGUACUAACUAACUGCAGUAAGUUAAUCUUUCAUGUGAUCUUGAAAAUAUUGUUGUACAGAAUAUUGUUGGUUUGUUUUUUCUUUUUCUCUUUUUUUUUUUUUGGUUGGCACAAAAGAACCAGUGUGAUUGUUUGCAAAAAUGUGAUUCCCUGCAUUCAUUCUCUGUCAGGCUGAAGACACUGUGCAGCACUAAAAGACAAGGAUGAGAGCCUCACUGCAAGUUGAACUUCUCAAACACCAGUAAUCAUUAUCACCUAAACCUUAAUGUUUCGAGCAGGUAAACACUUGGAGUUGGGGUAUUUAACCGAGCAAUGACAUUGUACAACUGUUGAUGAUGUUCCUCAGUCCUGGUGUCAGUGCUGUACUAAUAUUAGAUGAAUGAAGACAUUCGUGGGAGCAUUUGAAAAUGAUUCCAGGUCCUCAAAUACAGAUCAAGUGUUGUUGAAGAAUACCUGUAUAUCCCAAUAUCAACAAUAGAAUUGAAACUGUUCAGUUUACAGACUGUCGUUGGAUUAUAAUGAGUUUAAAUACUUAAAGUAGUUGUGGACCUCAGUAAUCUCACUUCUGCAUUAUAAGUGUUUUCCGCAGCACUCAUGAUACUACCAUUCAAACCAGUAUCACAUUUCCAGUAUACAAUGGUGGACAUUUUGUCCUUCAGAAAGUGUUUGUCUCACAUUUAACUGGAACACAGUCAGUAUAAAGACACAAUUUGCUCAUUUCAGUGACUGAGUCGCAGUUUUAGGUCCCUGUACUGAUCAGUGCGUGUUUCCCGAUCAAGUAAAGACAUGAUGGCAAGUGUUUCUUCAUCCACAAUGAACUCGAACCAACAGGCUAUGCAGUAACUCAUCCAUGGAUCUCUUUGUCUACAAACUCACCUCUUCUCUACAGCUCCCAGCGUUUAACUUGUUUGUAAAUGUUUUUGAAAAGAAUAUGCAACCCUGUAAAAAAAAAUUUUCCCACUAAGAUAUCCUGUUUUAAUCUUGAUGGAGAGAGUUUCUCCUCCAGAUGUUUGUCCUGCUGAUUUACUUAUUAACUUUGUUAAAGGUGGGUGUUUGCAACUGGAUGUUAAAGGCCAAAUUAUGCACCAUAAUGGGCACACUUGACUUUUGAUUUCAGUGAUACCUAAUGGAUAUAUACUGUGGCACCAUUAAUAAUGACACAUACAGAAAAGUGCUUACGUUAAGAUACUGUCAGAAACAGGUUGGACCUCUGUGAUGAUCAUAAAAUGUUGCGUACCAGCUGCAUGGCCUCCAGACCUUUUGCUCCUGAAGUUUCACUGAACCAUUGAGGAUAUCCAUGAAGGUUCUUAAUCUGGUCCACCAUCCUGUUGCAUGACACAUCCAGCCUUAAAACUGUCUGCUGGUAAGCUUGACCUGCAGGACAAACCUUUUCUUCUCCUUGUGUAUUUGACUGUACAGAAAUUUUGUAAAUAAUAAUAAUAUUAAUAUGAUAUAUUCUACACCAGCAAUCUGUCUGUUGAUAACAUUGUUUCAACUGUUCAGGGCCGGGUUUCCCAAACAUGACUCGGCACUUUGUUUUAAAAUCCUGACGCAGACACAAGACACUUUCCCCUGCAGCCUUAUCACCUGUAUCGACAACCUUAUCAGAGUGGUCAUAAAUCGUGUUAGCUAAUACUUUUAAGAGUGUGGUUUAGCCUGAUUGUUGUAUAUGACAACGUUUUCCUUGUAGGGACCAGAAAUCUGGUUUUGUAAUCUUUUCGGCAUCGUUGUGAGCCCACAUGUAUUAAACGUCCCAAUCAAUAACUUUACAUUUAUUAUUAUUUAAUGUUAAAUUCAGACUCUUUUGACUUUGAUUAAGAAGUAACCUUCCCAAAAGGGUCAUACAUACUUUUCAUGGUGAUAAGAACUAACAGGGGGAACAUGGUGAAGUUAAAAUACACCGUUUUUCUUCACAUAGAAGUGUUUACACUGUCUUGUUGCUCUUUGUGGCCACAGUCCAGGUGCCUGUUCUUUGUCUGCGAGAUUUCAGUGCCAGUUAUUCACGUCGGCUCAUCCAUGAUCCAGAUUCAGAUGUGAUCGUUUUGGGAAGCCCAGUGCUGGUUGUUGGCGUCAGUUCUGCUGCUGCUACGGCUUUAAGAUCCAGUUCUAAAACAGAAAGGAUUAAAAUGAAAAAAAAAAAUGUACUGAAAAAUGUCUCCCUGCCCUGUGCAAUCUGUAUGUACUGAAGUGAAGAGAUUUUUUUUUUCUAAAAAGGAAUUAAACUAAAACUGAAUGACAUAAAA